Molecule: messenger RNA, 1527 nt
Organism: Silurus meridionalis
Lineage: Eukaryota; Metazoa; Chordata; Actinopteri; Siluriformes; Siluridae
Exons: 4
Coding region: 217-456 (79 amino acids)
Biological process (GO): regulation of gene expression; intrinsic apoptotic signaling pathway in response to DNA damage
Molecular function (GO): zinc ion binding
Source: RefSeq, a predicted model, not a curated record
UCCCUCAACACCCUCUCUGAUUUCGAACUGCAGGUGUUACGUGACGUCCUCACGUGUAAUCACGCCCAGCACUCCAUCGCUCUGCACUGUUUACGUUUAAAAAAUGUUUUUUGCUUCCUGUCAGCUAGAACCUCACGCCACAUCCUUUCUCGCGUCUCACAACGUUUGCACGUUUCCUGCAGCUCGGUUCCGGUGUGUCACCCUCCGUUAACGGCCAUGGUGAGCUACUGCCCCAUCUGCGGAAAACCCGUCUACUUCGGUGAGAAGAAGAGGUCGCUAGGCCGGGAUUAUCACCCCCUGUGUCUGAAGUGCCACAAGUGCAAAAGGCAGCUAACUGCUGGACAACAUGCAGAGCAUGAUGACAAGCCAUACUGCACAAACUGCUACUUGAGAGAUUUUGGGCCUAGAGGUACGAGAGCACCGGUGUCUCGCUGUCGCAGCACUGCUACUUCCUAAGAGCAUGCUCAACUCCAGACAUGCUCUUAACUGCUACAGUCACGUUUAUAUCUGCUAGAUCUCCAGCUACACCUCUAACUGCCAAAUCUUCAUCUCCAACUGCCAAAUCUCCAUCUCCAACUGCCAAAUCUCCAUCUCCAUCUGCCAAACCUCUAUCUCCAACUACCAAAUUUCCACCUCCAACUGCCAAACCUCUAUCUCCAACUGCCAAAUCUCCACCUCCAAAUGCCAAAUCUCUAUUUCCAACUGCUCGAUCUCCAAUUACAUAUGGUGAUUCUCCAUCUCCAUCUGCAACUCCAGGUUAUCCAGAACGGUCCUUGUCGUUAACUGUUAGAAUCUCAACGAAGACGAAGAUGACCUACCUCUCAAACAACACACAACCUACAGGAUCGUCUAGAUCUCCACAUUUGAGUGCAAGUUCUUCACCUUUUAAUUAACUGUAACCUAAACUCCAUCUGCUACAGCUGACCUCCACUGGGAUCCACAAGAAACAUACCUAAAGUAGAAAGCCUUCUUAUUUUGCCCCAACUCGGUCACCCCUAUCUCCAGGCAAUUAGCAUCUUCCAAGCCCCAAACCCAAGACAUGUGAUUCGUCCCCUGUAACCAACCCACAAACCCCCCCAAUUUUGUAAACCCUCCCUCCUGCCAUGUUGGAUGGCGUUCAAACAUGUCCACGAGAGAAUACACGCGACAUUUUACCAAAACCGAUUUACGGCCGUCCGUACAGAAAAUCCACUUUUCUUGGCUUCAGAAGCUCCAGUCAGAUGGUUUCAGUUUGUCCCUUAGGGAACCUCGGCCACAAAAUUCGCUAAUUGAUUAUUUCAAAACACUCUGUGACCUUUAUAUCCACCAUGCUCCGUCUUCCGCUGAGGAUUUUCCUGGAGAUCUCGGCGACUUCCUGAAGCUUCCUUCUUAUUAUUAUAAUAAAAUUAAAAAAACAAUGGGACAGUAAUGGUGUAUUUUGAAUAGAAAGCUUUUUAUCUGUAAUCAAUAUAAUCGUAAAUAAGUGUGUGUGAGAGAAUGUGAAAGUUAUAUUUAAUGUUGCCAUAUUAAACAUCAUUUUAACAGCGA